Molecule: messenger RNA, 1511 nt
Organism: Mytilus californianus (California mussel)
Lineage: Eukaryota; Metazoa; Mollusca; Bivalvia; Mytilida; Mytilidae
Exons: 5
Coding region: 36-1259 (407 amino acids)
Source: RefSeq, a predicted model, not a curated record
AUGGAUCAAAAAUUUAAAAAAAAACAGACACAAAAAUGGACACAUUGACGCCUCCUUACUGUUUUUCAGACACAAGCCCCAUUACUGAUGAGUCAGAUUCAUCACUUAACAGUAACAACAGACCCAGGAAGCGCCGAUGGUCAAGCAUUUCAUUGAACGAUUCGGUAUCAUUACAGAUAUCAAGUCAGAACUCUGAGCACUCUGAGUUCUCCGUUUCAAACUGGACUCUACGACAUGUUGAAAGACUAAAUAUAUCCUAUGCAUCUGAGUAUUUGGAAGAUCCUUUUGAUUUGUUUGAGAAAAUUGGUAGACAAAUAAACCCCCUUUCUGAUCUGCAAAGAAAAUAUACUGGCAAAGUGAAAUCUCUUCUCAAUUUCGAUGCAAAUGUACCAGAAAAUAGACAAGAAAUAUAUACCAGAGAUAUAUGUUCAGAUUUAAAUCAUCAAAUUAUUGAUCAGUUGGAAACACUGAAAGUAGAAAAUAAGACUUAUUCAACAGACAAUAAAGACAAUUUUGUGGAUUCCAUGGCUCAAAUCAGAGCAUUUGACUUCAUACUGGAGCUGUCGAACAUUCUGAAAAUUUAUAAAAAUAUAUAUCAGCUGAUGAAAUAUCAUGUAGCCAUAGCAAUAGAAGAAUCUGGCAAACUCUAUGUACCGAUGAUUUCUAAAUUAGCAGAAUUGUGUCAACUGAGGGCUGAAAUUGGUAAAGGAAGGCGGGGUCAGUGGUUACACUUGUUAGAUAAUGAUGUUUAUUCUGAACCAGAUCUGAGAUUAUAUAAGAAAGGCAUGCCAAUAGUUGAUUCAGUAGUAGAAGGACCAGAUACCUGUGUCACAGUAACUGCGCACCAGAGGAAUUUCUGUCAAAGAAUAAAUGAAACUCACAGUAAAAGAUCAAUUAAUGAAACAACUAUAUUUAACGAAGACAUACAGUCACCAAGAUUGUUGCAGAAUUUAAAUGAAUCAAUUCUCGGCAAACAUGCUGGGGAGUUAUUGUUAGACAUUAGGUCAAAUGGCAUGAGAAAGAAAAAUGGUGACACAAAUGAACGAAUAAUGCUUGGAACUAUAAUUGAUGGGACAAAGAUUUAUUUAACCCUUUUGGAGAUGACAGAAACACACUGCAGAAAGCUUGAAAGGCAAGAUCAGCUAACAGAUUCAGAUAGAGCAUGCAUACAUUAUGUUAAACCAUUUGAUAUCAUCUUUGAAGAGGAACGUAAUAUGUUGAUUGAAUGUUUAAUAUGUCUGAAUAAUAUUAAGCAAUAAAGCUUACCUUUGUUACAUGUACGUUUGUAUUUUCCCAAGUGAAUUGUUUUACUGAGCACAGAAUCAACAUGUAGAUCAACUAGUAUGACCAUAUACAUGAUAUAUUGGCCUCUUUGGCCAUAUAAUGACCAUAUAUUGAAAAGUAAAAGGUGACUUAUUGGUCCAUUGGGCUGGGUGUAUUUUGUAUGUUGGAUUAUAUUUUGUAGAAAUAUAUAUAUUUAUGUCACUAUAAUAAACUAUUUAUUUACUUUA